AUGAUCAAAAUCAUCACGGACUCGACCUCUCUAUAUGUGAUGAAUGUUUACUUGCCACCUUCUUUGACCAUUGACCGAUUUCGCUCACUCUUCGAAGUUCUUGAGACCAUACGCUUAACUUAUAAUGUGAAUUUUCUCAUUGUUGGUGACUUCAACAUUCCUCUAUGUUUUGCGGAUAUCAAUAACACUACUGUACAACGUAGCACACCUGAAAUUUGUCUUCGGGAAUUUUUGGAGAUCGGCAGUUUAUCACAACAUAACUUUGUUUUUAAUGAUUAUGGUAGAGUACUGGAUUUGGUUAUUUUUAGUGGUAGUAGGUGCCUUGUUGAGAGGUCUCUUGAUCCGUUAGUGGUUGAGGAUAAGCAUCAUCCCGCUUUGGGGGUGAGUUGUUCGCCUAAUAUUGCCCAUAAUUUAAAAACUAAUUUUGUCGCCUCUUAUGAACGUCAGUAUGAUUUCAGUAAGGCAAAUUUUUUCCUCAUGUAUGAUCUUGUUGGAGGUAUAGAUUGGAGCCCUCUCGGGAUCAUUGACAGUGCCGAGGAGGCUUGUGCUUUUUUUAAUGAUACAAUUCAUAGCGUCUUCGAUCGUAGUGUGCCUCUUCGAUCUUACGAGAACAAGCGCAUAUAUCCUCCCUGGUUCAAUAGAGAGAUCAUUCGGUUGAUUCGCUUGAAGGCUAAGUAUUGGCAUAAAUUUAAAAGAAAUAACAAUGUCAUUGCUCGCGAGGAAUUUAUCCGUUUGAGAGCGAAAAUCAAAUCGGAUGUGGAUAAGGCCUACAAAACUUUUGUGAAAAGAGCUGAACAAAAUAUUAAAGAAAACCCUAAAAAAUUCUGGUCAUUUAUCAAUAGCAAAAAAGGUUCAACUCUUGUUUCUAACCAAAUGUUUUAUGGUGGGCAGUUACUCAAUAAUCCAUUAGACAUUCUCAAUAGCUUUGCCGAUUUUUUCGCGAAAUCAUACUCUACCAGUACAGCUAGCAUUGAAGUGACUGAUAAUACUAAUGUAAUUAAUCUAAAUAUUACUUGUUUCGAGGAGAGUGAGGUCCUCGUGGCGUUGAAGAGGAUGAAACCCACAAUGACUAUGGGUCCCGAUAGUAUCCCAUCAUUGGUUUUUAGAGAUUGUGCAUAUGUUUUAGCUAGUCCACUUACUAUUUUGUUCAAUAUUUGUUUGAGAACUGGCACGAUUCCUGAUUGCUGGAAGCUUUCCAAACAUGGUUUUGUUAAAGGUCAUUCGACAGUUACCAACCUCUUCAACGUAACCCAGUUUAUUUCCGAGGUCAUUGAGAGAAAAUCCCAAGUAGAUAUAUUAUACACUGAUUUUUCAAAGGCUUUUGAUCUGCUUGACCAUGGAAUAUUGUUGAGGAAGUUGUCUCAAUUUGGCCUUUCCUCGGCUCUCAUUGGUCUUUUCAAGUCUUACUUGUCCAAUAGGCAGCAAUAUGUCGAGUUUAAGGGAGUCAGGUCUACAGUGUUCUCCAGUACUUCUGGAGUCCCUCAAGGAAGUAACCUUGGGCCACUCCUUUUCAUAAUAUUUAUUAAUGAUUUGGCGGAGGUAGUUGAUGUCGACUGUUUGUUAUUUGCUGAUGAUUUCAAAAUAUACCUGGAGAGUGGUGUAGAAGGAACAGGUUACCUUUGA
Harmonia axyridis is the source of this 1623-nucleotide messenger RNA. RefSeq lists its product as uncharacterized. The transcript has 3 exons. The record is from RefSeq and is a predicted model, not a curated record. Lineage: Eukaryota; Metazoa; Arthropoda; Insecta; Coleoptera; Coccinellidae. Bases 1 to 1623 code for a protein of 540 amino acids.